Molecule: messenger RNA, 789 nt
Organism: Gambusia affinis (western mosquitofish)
Lineage: Eukaryota; Metazoa; Chordata; Actinopteri; Cyprinodontiformes; Poeciliidae
Product: protocadherin beta-6-like
Exons: 3
Coding region: 34-654 (206 amino acids)
Biological process (GO): cell adhesion
Cellular component (GO): membrane
Molecular function (GO): calcium ion binding
Source: RefSeq, a predicted model, not a curated record
ACGCUCCAGUCAUCCUGUAUCCACUCAGCUCCAAUGGUUCUGCUGAAGGAAGUUACUGACCACAGUCUGUUUGGUUUGGACCGCUACACUGGACAGAUCAGAACACUUCGCUCAUUCACAGAGACAGACGAGGCUGAACAUAAACUGGUCAUACUGGUUAAGGAUAAUGGCAACGUUUCACUCUCAGCAACAGCUACUGUGAUUGUUAAACUGGUGGAACCAAAAGAGGCUUUUGCAGCUUCUGAUGUUAAAAGUGCAGCAACGGAGAAUGAGGAUGAUCAUGUGACUUUUUACCUGAUGAUCACUUUGGGUGCAGUUUCAGUUCUAUUUAUCAUCAGUAUCAUCGUGCUGAUUGCAAUGCAGUGCUCCAAAUCUACAGACUAUACUUCUAAAUAUCUGCAAGAGACUAAUUAUGAUGGGACACUUUGUCACAGCAUCCAGUACAGAUCUGGAGACAAACGCUACAUGUUAGUCGGACCCCGGAUGAGUAUUGGAUCUACUAUAGUACCUGGAAGUCAUGCAAACACACUAGUACUGCCUGACAGGAGGAGAACAUCUGAAGAGCAGCAACGUCACAGUGAACGUGUUCAUUCUGGAUCAGAACGACAACGCUCCAGUCAUCCUGUAUCCACUCAGCUCCAAUGGUUCUGCUGAAGGUGUGGAGGAGAUUCCCCGUAAUGUGAACGCAGGACACUUGGUGACUAAAGUCAGAGCCUAUGACGCUGAUAUAGGAUAUAAUGGCUGGUUGCUGUUUUCACUGCAGGAAGUUACUGACCACAGUCUGUUUGG